Molecule: messenger RNA, 1005 nt
Organism: Paralichthys olivaceus (Japanese flounder)
Lineage: Eukaryota; Metazoa; Chordata; Actinopteri; Pleuronectiformes; Paralichthyidae
Gene: psmb7
Product: proteasome 20S subunit beta 7
Cellular component (GO): proteasome core complex
Molecular function (GO): threonine-type endopeptidase activity
Source: RefSeq, a predicted model, not a curated record
GAAGGCGAAGAAGAUGAAGAAGGAAAAAAAGAAACAGGCGCAGGCGCAGGACCAGCGCUAUACUUCAUUCACCAAAAUGGCGACAUUGACAGUGAGUCGACCACCGUUCGGGGGCUUUAGUUUCGAAAACUCUAAAAGAAAUGCUGCUUUGGAAGGUGCAGUGAACAAAGUGGGAUGCAGUUUACCUACUGCUCGAAAAACAGGAACUACCAUCUGUGGUGUUGUCUUCAAGGAUGGUGUUAUCUUGGGGGCUGACACUAGAGCCACUGAAGGCAUGGUAGUGGCAGACAAGAACUGCUCAAAGAUCCAUUACAUCUCCUCAAACAUUUAUUGUUGUGGAGCAGGAACAGCUGCCGAUACAGAGAUGACCACUCAGAUAAUCUCCUCGAACCUGGAGCUUCAUUCCCUUUCUACUGGCAGAGUGCCACGUGUGGCCACUGCUAACCGCAUGCUCAAACAAAUGCUCUUCAGAUAUCAGGGGUACAUUGGGGCUGCUCUGGUCCUGGGUGGAGUUGACUGUAAUGGUCCCCACAUUUACAGCAUCUACCCUCACGGUUCCACUGACAAGCUGCCCUAUGUCACCAUGGGUUCUGGGUCUCUGGCAGCUAUGGCGGUAUUUGAGGACCGCUACAAGCCUGACAUGGAGGAGGAAGAGGCCAAGCGGUUGGUGCGUGACGCCAUUGCUGCUGGUAUCUUCAAUGACCUUGGCUCUGGAAGCAACAUUGACCUUUGCGUUAUCACCAAGGGAAAAGUAGACUAUAUCCGACCCCAUGAUGAGGCGAACAAGAAGGGUGUCAGAACUGGUGACUACAAGUACAAAAGGGGUACCACUGGUGUGCUGACAAAGGUUGUGACCCCACUGAACCUGGAGCUGGUGGAUGAAUCUGUACAGACUAUGGAUACCUCCUAAAAUACUUAGUUUCUUGAUGUAUUACACUAAUCAGCAGAAUUCUUAACACAAAUGGUAUGCUUUUCCAUGGUUUCCAAUAAAAGUGUUGUAGUUGA